Molecule: messenger RNA, 2421 nt
Organism: Arabidopsis thaliana (thale cress)
Lineage: Eukaryota; Viridiplantae; Streptophyta; Magnoliopsida; Brassicales; Brassicaceae
Gene: mtLPD1
Product: mitochondrial lipoamide dehydrogenase 1
Exons: 2
Coding region: 359-1882 (507 amino acids)
Cellular component (GO): mitochondrial matrix; respiratory chain complex I
Molecular function (GO): flavin adenine dinucleotide binding; oxidoreductase activity, acting on a sulfur group of donors, NAD(P) as acceptor; oxidoreductase activity
Source: RefSeq, marked reviewed
UUUCAUUACAUAUACAUAAAUAUUUUUUGGUGUAUUUCUUUACAUAUGAAUUAGAAGUCUAGAACUUAUAAAAGUAAUUCAAAUGUUGACAAGAAAAUAAUAAUAAAUCAAGUGUGCAUUAAGGUAACUUUGUAAUCAAUUUCAAAUAUUUAGUGUACAUAAUUGAGAUUAGAAAUUCAAGUAUUCAUUCAUAUAAAUGAUUUAUUUACUUAUCUAUAUUUUUGGUCAAUUAAGGAAAUAUUAAAAUAUUUGUGAUUAAAAAGAGAAAAAGGGUUCUAAGAGAGCCUCUCCUCUUUACAUUUGCCGGCUCUGUUCAUCUCUACAAGGAGCCAAGUCUCUCUUUCUCUCUAAAACAACAAUGGCGAUGGCGAGUUUAGCUAGGAGGAAGGCGUAUUUUCUCACCAGAAACUUAUCAAACUCUCCCACUGACGCUCUCAGAUUCUCCUUUUCCCUCUCCCGUGGCUUCGCCUCAUCAGGAUCUGAUGAAAACGACGUCGUCAUCAUCGGCGGCGGUCCCGGUGGUUACGUAGCCGCGAUCAAAGCCUCUCAGCUUGGUCUCAAAACCACUUGUAUCGAGAAACGCGGCGCUCUCGGUGGUACUUGUCUCAACGUCGGUUGCAUUCCUUCCAAGGCUCUGCUUCACUCUUCACAUAUGUACCAUGAGGCGAAGCAUUCCUUCGCUAACCAUGGUAUUAAGGUCUCUUCUGUUGAGGUAGAUCUUCCUGCUAUGUUGGCUCAGAAAGAUAAUGCGGUUAAGAACCUCACUCGUGGUAUUGAGGGUUUGUUCAAGAAAAAUAAGGUGACUUAUGUCAAAGGAUAUGGUAAGUUUAUUUCCCCAAAUGAAGUCUCGGUGGAGACUAUUGAUGGAGGAAACACUAUUGUGAAAGGUAAACAUAUCAUUGUUGCUACUGGCUCGGAUGUUAAGUCCUUGCCUGGUAUUACGAUUGAUGAAAAGAAGAUUGUUUCGUCGACUGGAGCGUUGUCUCUAUCGGAAGUUCCGAAGAAAUUGAUUGUUAUUGGUGCGGGGUAUAUUGGGCUUGAGAUGGGUUCUGUUUGGGGUAGGCUUGGAUCUGAGGUUACGGUUGUUGAGUUUGCUGGAGAUAUUGUUCCUUCGAUGGAUGGUGAAAUUCGUAAGCAGUUUCAACGUUCUCUUGAGAAGCAGAAGAUGAAGUUCAUGCUCAAGACUAAAGUUGUUUCUGUGGAUUCCUCCUCUGAUGGUGUGAAGCUUACAGUGGAACCGGCAGAAGGAGGAGAGCAGUCUAUUCUGGAAGCUGAUGUGGUACUUGUCUCAGCGGGAAGAACACCGUUCACUUCUGGACUUGAUCUGGAGAAAAUCGGAGUGGAAACUGACAAAGCCGGGAGGAUUCUGGUGAAUGAUAGAUUCUUGAGUAAUGUCCCAGGCGUGUAUGCUAUUGGAGAUGUGAUUCCAGGACCAAUGCUUGCUCACAAAGCCGAAGAAGACGGUGUUGCUUGUGUGGAGUUCAUAGCAGGCAAACACGGUCAUGUUGAUUAUGACAAGGUUCCUGGUGUUGUUUACACUCAUCCUGAGGUUGCUUCGGUUGGUAAAACCGAAGAACAGCUGAAGAAAGAAGGUGUGAGUUACCGGGUUGGGAAAUUCCCGUUUAUGGCGAAUAGCAGAGCUAAGGCUAUUGAUAAUGCAGAAGGAUUGGUUAAGAUUCUGGCCGAUAAGGAGACUGAUAAGAUCUUGGGCGUUCACAUUAUGGCGCCAAACGCUGGAGAGCUGAUUCAUGAGGCUGUUCUUGCGAUUAACUACGAUGCAUCAAGUGAAGACAUUGCUCGAGUCUGCCAUGCUCAUCCCACUAUGAGCGAGGCUCUUAAGGAAGCUGCCAUGGCCACCUAUGACAAGCCUAUUCACAUCUAAAAGGGAACAAGGUAUGUCACACUUUGGUCUGAUUUGGUUUUGUUCGGUUUUGGUUUAGAUUUUUGAUUUGCGGUUUUGAUUUCUUAUGUAUCUAAUCACAUCCCACACUAGGAAGACCUUAAAGGAGUGAGCCACCUAUGACAAGCCAAAUCGAUAUCUUAACCUGGUUGGAUUUUGGUUCGGUUUUCUGUGGUUUAGCCUUCAAUUUGUCCUUUAUACUGUGUUUUUAUUCGUUAAUGUUCAGAUACGUGUUAAGCCUGAUCUUUAAUAAAAUAUUCAACAUUCACUCAACACUUUUUAUUGCUUCCGGCUUGCUUUCUAGUUUUUGGUUUACACUAAACCCAAAAAUUGAUUAGUCAGUUCAUACGUUAAUAAUUAGGGGAUAUACAUUAUGCAUUCACUAAGAGACCAAAAUUAAUUCAAUUAGCUCCAUGAUUAGAUAAGUACAUACAAUUUGAUGUUAUCAUCUAAUGAUAACUGUAUACUAUAUUUGCAAUUCUUCUAACAAUGGUAAAAACUUUUUUCAUCGUUCAUGUCAA